GGUUAAUGUUCAAAUGUCAUUAGUUUGGUUUGUCAGUAAGGCAAUAUGUAUACAAAUUUUAGUUUUCAGUUUUAUUUGCUAAAAACUCAAAACUAUGUAGAUUCGUUUUAUGUUUAGUGAAACUUGCUGUCUCCUUGAUCUAUUCGGCGUCAAACACUAGCAUUCAAAUAAAUGGCGCUCGAGUAUCAAAACGCGUACAGGCAAAAACGUUCGGGGUCUGUGAGCUAUCGCCAAAAACUUGCCGUUUUAAAGCGGAUGAUCGUUGAGUAUGUUCACGAAAAUGCUGCUUUGGUGGACGAACUUGAAGAGGUCGAGGCCAAGAUAAUAAUGAGAAAGGAAGAGCGAAAGUUUCUGCUCAGGAAAUUGUGCGAAUAUGACUCAGUAGUGGCUCAAGAAGUGCAAAAUGCAGCGAAAGGGGGUGCACCAGCACCACUUGCUGUUAACGAUGUAAAAAAGUACAAGAAAAAGCCUUCAGAAUCCUCAACCUCCGAGCGACGGUCUUCUACUUCUAAACCUAGACGGCCGAGCGUGAAGAGCAAUAAAAAGAAAUACGUUCAACCAGUACCUGUCGAUUCGGGAGGUAGACCAGUGUUUCCCAUUGAUCUAGGAAGGUUAAUAAUACAUUCUUUGGGUGAAGUAGUGGUGGAUAGGUCACAGUUCCACUCAGAAGAAGCUAUUUUCCCAGUUGGAUAUGUAUCGACUAGGAUAUAUGGCAGUUUAAAAGACCCCACGAUCAAGUGCAUCUACACAUGCAAAAUAUCAGAAGAAAACGGCCUACCAAGCUUUGCCAUAGCUUGUGACGAAACUACGCCAGAAAUAACAGGGGACACUCCAGAUGUAUGCCAUUCCUUACUUUUGCAGCAAAUUAAUGAUGCCCUUUCAUUGAACGUUGUCAGUACGAGGCCCAGAGGAAAUGAAUUCUUCGGCCUAACUCAUCCCACAGUGCUACAUUUGCUCCAGAGUUGCACAGGAACGAGAAAAUGUAUCAACUACAAAUGGACACGGUUUGAAGUAUCCAAAACAGCGGAAACCAGCAAAGACUACAAUGACGCGGGGCUGAGUUUCGACUAUUUGCAGAGAAGUAUUAACAUGUGCAAGUAUAAAAUGGCACCUGAUGUACUACAAAAACCUAGUGAUUUUAUUGACAGUAUAUAGUGAGGAAUUGCUUUAGUUUUAUGGCAAUACGGCUAAUUUGUACAAUAUGAUGUGCACUUGAGAGCCAUUUAAUUUCCUAGAUUAGACGGUUAGAGUUGGGGAACUAUAGAAGCAUUGACUAUUGAGCUGGUUUCGGGUAGAUAUCAGCUAUCCUUAAUUUUCGUAUUUGCUUACUCAAAUGUCUGCAAUUCAUCUGUUUAUAAUUUUAUAUAUACAUUCACUUUAUGCGCGCUUUUUCUAGUUUAAUGUUCAUUUAAUUCAGGUGAAAACUGUUAAUAACCUUAGCAAAUUGCGCCUUUUGCAUUGCAUUAAGCAUAUGAAUACUAUUGACAUAAAGUAUACAAGAAGGACACGUUUUGGUGUUUUUAUAUCACGCAUAAAACAUAAUCCAUUAUACCUAAAAUGCGUUUUUUAUUGUAAAUGUAGAACAUAAGUUACUUGAAGACGAAAUGGCGAAUGCGACGAAUGGAUAGGAUUGUACGAGUAAAUAAACAUUGUUUGCUCCAUCUUUUAAA
Dendroctonus ponderosae (mountain pine beetle) is the source of this 1670-nucleotide messenger RNA. RefSeq names its product transforming growth factor beta regulator 1. Gene Ontology annotation, cellular component: nucleus. The transcript has a single exon. The coding region runs from base 172 to 1155 and encodes 327 amino acids. Gene Ontology annotation, biological process: regulation of cell cycle. NCBI's taxonomy places the organism in Eukaryota, Metazoa, Arthropoda, Insecta, Coleoptera, Curculionidae. The record is from RefSeq and is a predicted model, not a curated record.